CCGCCUGCAGUCAUUUCGCGUCUUUCAGGAAUUCCUUCCCGCAACAUGAACUCUCUGCGUGUGAUCGUCGCCAAGCAAGCAGUCCGCUCCUUCAGCACGGCCGCGGUGUUCGAGCCCGUGUUGACCACGAACUGGGAACCCCUUCGCUCCAAGUUGAGCGAUCCCCGUGCCCGUCAAUCGUUGGACAGCUUGAAGCAAACCCACAACAACAUCUUGGUCGAAGGCUUGUUGUACCAGCACGAACCGGAAGCCAUCAACUUUGGUCAUUACAGAGACUUGAUCAAGAACAAGGACUUGGUCGAUGCGUUGGAGGAAAACUACCGCACGAUCGCGUACCCGGACAUCCAGCCGAGCGACUGCUACACCCCUGGCCGCGACUUGGAAGGCGACUUGAAGCCCACGUUUGCGCGCUUGGACGCGGAAGUGCAAGACUCGGUGGAGCGCAUCGAAGAAUUGAAGGAAUUCAUCUCGUUGUUGGAGCAAACCCGCACCACCAAGGACACGUCCGUGGACGAAGUCGCCGCGUUGCACCCGGAAAUCGUCGAAGAAAUCGAUGACGAAAUCGCCGCGUUGGACUGGGAAAAGGAUGCCCAAAACUAAACUAAGACGAGGACAAUACACCGUCUCCUUGUCGCAGGGUAGCAACGCGCGAUCUCGUUGUCACACAUUAGCAUCAACCAACAUGCAACCAUUUGUCUUGUACGAUCAUCCUUCCGUUCAUCUCUCGACGCCCAACCAGACAGCG
Messenger RNA from Aphanomyces astaci, 745 nucleotides. RefSeq lists its product as hypothetical. The record is from RefSeq and is a predicted model, not a curated record. The transcript has a single exon. The coding region runs from base 46 to 600 and encodes 184 amino acids. NCBI's taxonomy places the organism in Eukaryota, Oomycota, Saprolegniomycetes, Saprolegniales, Verrucalvaceae. Gene Ontology annotation, biological process: proton motive force-driven ATP synthesis. Gene Ontology annotation, molecular function: proton transmembrane transporter activity.